Molecule: messenger RNA, 1177 nt
Organism: Musca vetustissima
Lineage: Eukaryota; Metazoa; Arthropoda; Insecta; Diptera; Muscidae
Gene: CSN6
Product: COP9 signalosome complex subunit 6
Exons: 2
Coding region: 1-1035 (344 amino acids)
Biological process (GO): protein deneddylation
Cellular component (GO): COP9 signalosome
Molecular function (GO): metallopeptidase activity; protein binding
Source: RefSeq, a predicted model, not a curated record
AUGGAACAAAUGGAAGUUGAUGUUGAUAUGACUGCCAAGGCGAGUACUUCUGCUGCAGCCGCUGCUUCCGGUGAGGGUAGUAACAAAGUAUCAAAUACCGGUCCGAGUGCAACAACAUCCUCCUCUUCGAAUGUUAUGGCUGAUCCAAGUACUGUGCCGUCAGUAACCAUAUCACUACAUCCUUUGGUUAUAAUGAACAUUUCGGAACAUUGGACACGCAUACGAGCCCAGGCGGGAGAAGUUUGUCAGGUCUAUGGUGCAUUGAUUGGCAAACAAAAGGGUCGUAAUAUUGAAGUGAUGAAUUCCUUUGAAUUGAAAACAGAUGUUGUGGGCGAUGAUGUCUUUAUCAGUGUGGAUUAUUAUAUGGCCAAAGAGCUGCAAUAUAAGCAGGUAUUCAGUGAUAUGGACUUUAUUGGCUGGUAUACCACUGGAGAAUACCCCACAGAAAAAGAAUUGGCCAUACAUAAGCAAAUUUCGGAAAUGAAUGAAUGUCCAAUUAUGUUACAAUUAAAUCCCUUGUCACGCAAUGUCGAUCAACUGCCAUUGAAACUCUACGAGUCGGUCAUUGAUAUUGUUCGCAGUGAAGCAACUAUGCUGUUGGUACCACUUACCUACACUCUGGCCACCGAGGAGGCUGAACGCAUUGGUGUGGAUCAUGUAGCUCGCAUGUCAACCAAUGAUACGGGUGAAAAAUCAUUUGUUGCCGAACAUUUGGUUGCCCAAGAGAGUGCAAUUAAAAUGCUCAAGACUCGCAUUAAAAUCGUACUCAAAUACAUUAAAGAUGUCGAGGCUGGAAAGCUUGCUGCCAAUCAGGAAAUUCUACGUGAAGUCUAUGCUCUCAGUCAUCGUUUGCCGGUAAUGCAAGGCAGCGCCUUCAAAGAGGAAUUCUAUACACAAUGUAAUGAUGUCGGCCUUAUUAGCUAUUUGGGCGCCAUGACAAAGGGUUGCAACGACAUGAAUCAUUUUGUUAACAAAUUUAAUGUACUCUACGAUCGGCAAGGUUCGGGCAGACGUUUGCGGGGUUUGUAUUAUUAAAUGAAAAUAAAUUUUUUAAAUAAUAUUUACUAUGUCAAAGAAAGGUAUUUAUUAAUCACCCUAGGAUAUUCAUCAACAUGUGUCACCUUAGGUACCUCAACUCUAGUAUGGUCGACCAGACCAUAGCUGAACACAAUUUAAA